UCAACCCACCAGCGUCAGGGCGGUGGCGCCGCCGAAUCGCUGCGCCGGCGCGCAGCGCGCUCCCCCGCCGAUUGCCGGGCCGCUUCACUGAGCUUGUUCCGCAGCCUCCGCUGGGAUUUGCAACCCGGUUUCUCGCUGGCCGUUUCGAAGGAUGACCGCGGCGUCGGCGGCGUUCAUGGAGCGGGCGCUCGAGCAGGCCAAGUUCGCGCUGGACAACCUCGAGGUCCCUGUAGGAUGCGUGAUUGUUGAGGAUGGGAAGGUGAUUUCCUCUGGUAGCAACAGGACGAAUGCCACUCGAAAUGCUACCAGACACGCUGAGAUGGAGGCCAUCGAUAUCCUACUUCGGGAGUGGCAGAAGAUGGGUCUUGAUCAGGCACAGGUUGCGGAUAAAUUCGCAGGAUGCGACCUUUAUGUCACUUGUGAACCCUGUAUAAUGUGUGCAACGGCAUUGUCGAUCCUUGGAAUAAGAGAAGUAUACUUUGGUUGUGCCAAUGACAAAUUUGGAGGAUGUGGCUCAAUCAUGUCGUUGCACCAGGGUUCUACUUCAUCAGAUGAUUUGUCAGGGAGCCAACCCCCUAAACCAAAAGGUUUCAAAUGCACCGGAGGGAUCAUGGCUGGAGAGGCAGUGGCUCUUUUUAAGUGUUUCUAUGAGCAAGGAAACCCGAAUGCACCAAGGCCUCACAGACCAGUACGAAUACCUCUACAGUGACAGGUUUCUUUAGCUUGACUACAAACUUAAUGCGGAGGAUAUCAGUUCUCAGCAGCGCAGGCAUACAGACUCUGUACAAGAUACAAUGCCACCUUUUCCACUUGACUCUUUAAACAAUAUGCAUUUCUUUUCGCGAAGAAUGCCUUUGACAUAUAAUUUUAUAUUUUUAUGCUUAACCCUUAGAUAAUUGUGAAUUUGAGAGCGGAAACAGUUUCAUUCUAGUUGCUCACAGGUUGAACCAUGUCACAAAAUGUGCAACUCCUUUCAGGAGCAUGAAAAUACUAAAUUGCUUUUAUUGGUUCCGAAA
This is a messenger RNA of Panicum virgatum (switchgrass), 1016 nucleotides long. RefSeq names its product tRNA-specific adenosine deaminase TAD2-like. The record is from RefSeq and is a predicted model, not a curated record. Bases 152 to 709 code for a protein of 185 amino acids. Lineage: Eukaryota; Viridiplantae; Streptophyta; Magnoliopsida; Poales; Poaceae. Gene Ontology annotation, molecular function: zinc ion binding; tRNA-specific adenosine-34 deaminase activity. Gene Ontology annotation, biological process: tRNA wobble adenosine to inosine editing. The transcript has 7 exons.